Molecule: messenger RNA, 846 nt
Organism: Knipowitschia caucasica
Lineage: Eukaryota; Metazoa; Chordata; Actinopteri; Gobiiformes; Gobiidae
Source: the annotation of a GenBank genome assembly
AUGCGCCGUGUGGCCUUCUGUCCGCCCGGACCCUGCAGCACUUUUGGGCGCAUCUUCCACGGAGUGCUGCUGGACGAGAAAGAUCCGACUAAAGAGAAGCAAGUCUUUGUCAAGACUGUGAAGGAUCAUGCAUCAGAAGUGCAGGUGACCAUGAUGUUGACAGAGAGUUGUAAGCUCCGUGGACUUCAUCACAGAAACCUGCUGCCCAUCAGUCACGUGUGCACAGAGGACGGGGAGAAGCCCAUGGUGCUGCUGCCCUUCGUGGCUUGGGGGAACCUCAAGCUGUUCUUGCGUCAGUGCAAACUCGCCGAGGCUAACAACCCACAGGCGGUCUCUCAGCAGGACCUGGUCUACAUGGCCGUUCAGAUCGCAUGUGGCAUGAGCUACUUGUCCCGAAGAGAAGUCAUCCACAAAGACCUCGCUGCCAGGAACUGUGUCAUCGACGACAACAUGCAGGUGAAGAUCACAGACAACGCUCUGGCCAGAGACCUGUUCCCCAUGGACUACCACUGUCUGGGGGACAACGAGAACCGACCCGUCCGCUGGAUGGCGCUAGAGAGUCUGCUCAACAAUGACUUCUCCAGUGCAAGUGAUGUGUGGGCUUUUGGAGUGACUCUGUGGGAGCUGAUGACUCUGGGACAGACUCCGUACGUGGACAUCGAUCCGUUCGAGAUGUCUGCCUACCUGAAGGAUGGAUACAGGAUAGCACAGCCCAUCAACUGCCCCGACGAGCUGUUUGCGGUGAUGGCGUGUUGUUGGGCCUUGGAUCCAGAGGAGCGGCCAAAGUUCCAGCAGCUGGUCCAGUGUCUGACCAAGUUCCAUGCAGCGCUGGGGGCCUACGUCUAA